GAGCUGUCAGCCGAGCCGCAGCAGCGUCAGCCGCUCCGGGACAAAGCCACCGUGAACGGACUACCACACACACACGCACACACACACACACACACACACACAGCCGAGGCUCACCUCCGUCCCUCCGCCGAGGAAACAACAACAACAACAACAACAACAGCAACAACAACAAAACCAGCUGUCAAACAGCGAGGCGCGCGCGCAGUGAUUAGCAUGUAGACAAGUGGUUAAUGAAGUAGUAAUUACAUAAGUGGUGUUUAACGCGGUUGCGACGUUUGCGUGUCUGGUCUAAAAUUAGAGGAGAGGCAGCGGAGGACACGGCCGCCUUUCUUCAAGCGGGACUUUUCCCCCAUUUUUCUGCUGCUUGGAUUUCACAGUGGAGCCGAGGACGAGCUCCGGAGCAUUCCCCCCAGAGCUGAAUAAGAGAAAGAGAUGACCCUCGUCUUGUCCAUGAAUCCUUUCCUGGACCCAGAAGGAGACCCUCCGCUCUCCCCGUACCAGCCCAUAUGGGAGUCCGAGCGCUGCACGAAGACCUGCCUGUCGAACCCGGCCCCGCCGUGCAGCUCCGAGGAGCAGUUCACACAAGAGGCCCCCUGCAGACGGGUUCCCGAUCACGUCUCCGUGUCGAGGAUUGCGUACUUCAAGAGGAAGUUUGUGGAGGAUGAAGAUGAGCCUCCCUUCAGCUUCAGGACGUACUGCCAGACUGUUGCACCUGUGCUGGAGGAGCGCGCCCAUGUGCUGCGCCUUUCCCUGGAGAAGAUGCGUUUCAUCGACGACCCCGAGGCCUUCCUCCGGCGCUCCGUCCUCGUCAACAACCUCCUCCGGCGUCUUCGAGCUGAGAUCUUGCUCCAGAGCACCGACUGGUGCUUUCCGCCCAACCCGGCGUUCGCCGCGAGCCCCUGCGUCUUGCCGCCCAGCGCCACCCCCACCCUCCACAGAGCCGUCCCCGCACGCAUCUGCCUGGCCCCCCAAGCCGGACCGCCCUUCCGCAAGCGUUUCCGCAUGUUGCGGGGGGGACAGGGCGACCUGCGGCCCGACUGCGCCCAGACGUGCUGCUGCAUCUACGCCGCCGCCGCCGCCGCGGGACACUACCUCCAUCUCCCGCUGUCCAUGUACGACGCAGCGCUCUCCUCCUGCCCGUCCAGUCCGCACUCCUCCUCCUUCUUCCAGCUGGCGGGCCACAGCAAGUUGGGCCUGGCGGUAGACGAUCAGGACGACGAGGACGAAGAGGUUGAGGAGGAGGAGGAAGAGGAGGAGGAGGAGAAUGAGGAGGAGAGGGAGGAGGAGGACGAGGAGGAAGACGACGAUGAAAGGAGGCUUUCGGAAGACGUUAGAGACAAACACAGCCGGAAAAGCAGGACUCGGACCCUGCCGGGUCGCGCACGCGCAAGGACAGCGGACAGCUCCAUGACAGAGAGUUUAGAGGAGGAGGUGGGGGAGCAGGAGGAUGAGGAGGAGGUGGAGGAGGAGGAGGAAGUGGGGCAGGUCGAGAGACCUUGUCAGUGGAACUCGCCUGCCCCAGAAAGAGAGCUGCACAAGGUGAGCUUCUGGCAGCGCCGGGCUCAGAGACAGUAACUGUGCUUUCAGAGGAAUCACUCCAAACUCUACACUUUAUUGGAAUGAAAUAUAACCAUGCUGAAAGCUAUCCAAGAUUAUUUCUCCUCAUAGCAGAUUUAGGUGUAAGAUAUCAGCGCUGAAUAAUGCCAAGUCAGCUUUAUUUUAACAGUUUAAUACAGCCCGAGGCGGUACACAGGUACAACUCUCAGAAGAAGUCACUUCUGGGGCUCUGUGGCCGCCGGACACAUCUCACAAACAGUUCUGAAAAACCAAGGUCAUGUACGGUGGGAUCUGCUGAUCCCGGAGGUGAAGGGAAGCUUGCUUUUGCACUGUCUCCAAGACCAUUUUCAAGCCCCACAGCACAAAACUAAAGGUCUAAACUGGGGCUCUAUGUUGGUGCAACGGUCUUGUUUCAGGACCCUAAACAAGCCUAUGAAGUGAUGAUGGGUUGUGGAGUUAGGAGUGUGUAUGCCUGUGUGUUUGUAUGCGAAAUACAAUGUAGCAUUUUAAAACUUGAUUUUAAGCUGGGUUUUUUUUUUUUUUUAAUUAUUAUUGAUAAAGGUGACACAUUAUUAUGUGUGCCUGCUGGUUCUGACGCUGUCUCAGGCAAUGGCAAGCGACUGUGCUGCAACAGCGGCACAUUGUGUAUACUUCAGAUUACUUUAAGACAACACAAUCACAAUGUCCAAUCACAACUUCAAGUGCCUUAGUUUUGUUUGGUUUUUUUUAUAGUUUCAUGUAUAUUGUGCGUUCAUGUAAUUGUUCUUGUUACUAAGUAGCUAUCUUGCAUUCCAAGUGACUGCGUUUGACUGAAAAAAAAAAAAAAAAAAACAGGACAGGGGCAUGUAGUUAAAUGCAGGGAUUCUUUAAAGUGUUGUGUAAAAGUUUAAAAUUUUAGAGCAAACGUUAAUUUCCACACAUGAGAAGUGUUUGUUUUUAACCUCAGAAUGCAUGUUUUUUCUAGCACGUCCUGUCUUUGACCAAGCACAAACAGUAUGACCCAACGAGAGCUGCAGGAGGCUUCAAUAGGUAAAUGUGUCCCAAACACCAUUUAAUUUUUGUUUUUUGAUUGACAGGAAAUCAAAGCUCAAGCUGGUUUGGCUUCUCUGUUGCUUGAUAAGGGUUUAAUAUGGCAUAACAUCAAAGCCGUUACUUUAACUCACGUUGAAGGAAGCUUUCUUAAUGACGCAAACAUCUAAUAGAUCGCAAUGGAAAUUCAUUAUUAAUAUGGGCGGCUGUCGUUUCCAACUAAAACGAUGGCUGUACGUUGGCAUAUGGACAUGCCUUUCGUUAAUUAAUAUUACUGCCACGUCCUUCAUUCUUUGAGAUUUACUUGUCUUGAUAUCCGUUUGGGCAGUGGUUAUCGCGCUCGUCUCAUCAGCCUGCAACACUUCACGAUUUACAGCCAGUCCAAUCAUCACAAGAAAUCCAACGGGCCCUCAGUUGAUCAGUCGAAGUACGAACGAGACUUUAUGUGUCAGAUCAAGGCUUCUUUCUCUCCUGCCGUUUCUAGAUUGACCCCGUCGAGUACGGUGCAGCAGCGUAGGGAGAGGUGCGAAAACUGCUGAAUAUAUCAAAUAGUGCAGUUGUGUGAAAAAAUUGUGCUGAAAAAACAAAUAAAAUCCUCGAGUUCAUGAUCUGUAGAAAGUGCUUUCCAUGUUUUAACGCGCAGUAGUGAUAAAAUCAAGACUGAUGAGAAUAACUACAAAUGAUCAAACGUACAUGUCUGCCUCACAGGUGUGAAAGCAGCCUGAGAUGAAUAAAGUGUAUUAAACCCUAAUGGAGAACAGACAGCAAACCGCUUCCGAGGGCAUGAUCACUGAUUUCUUGUCUCAUCAUCACAUGAUGAAAAACCCAAACCAAAGUGGUACAA
Molecule: messenger RNA, 3430 nt
Organism: Salarias fasciatus (jewelled blenny)
Lineage: Eukaryota; Metazoa; Chordata; Actinopteri; Blenniiformes; Blenniidae
Gene: sertad4
Product: SERTA domain containing 4
Exons: 4
Coding region: 433-1575 (380 amino acids)
Cellular component (GO): nucleus
Source: RefSeq, a predicted model, not a curated record